AUGAUGCUCCUGCUUAUCCUGACAACGAAGCUCCUGGGAUUUGGCGGCGACUGGCUGCCGAAACUAAACAUCAGCCGUCCAUCAGGCAACCCAGCUACCGAGCUUCCAAGCCGCGACCAUCUACGAACGGACGUGGAAUACAAUGAAUACAAUGAAGAUGACAGCUGGGACCAGUUAUUAGAAUCAUAUGGGGAGAUAGGGGAAUCAGUGCCGCAACAACAUGUCGCAACGCCGGCCAAACAGCAAUCCUCUGGAUCCUCAGGAAGCGCCCACCAGCACCAUCUCAACGGUCUGCCUGUACGACACCCCUCUGGACCUCUCCCGGGUAUGCCCUUUCUCAGCGAGCUCGUUAGCCGGUACCCUGUACGACAAGCACCCGCCACCGGGCCCCAAAUUUCGCUGGUUUCGGGGCAAUUGUACAUCAGCAACCGACUUCGUGAAGCCAUGUCGGUGCGGAAAGCGACAUCCGCGACGACGACGACGACGACGCCGGAGGCGACGUCGUACUCUGUGACGUCAUCAGCACCUGUUGCCGCUACUGCUGCUGCUAACGCCGCCGGCGGCGGCGGUGGUUUUCCCACGCGGGAUAUGUUCGUACCCACGUACGCAGAUCUGCCGUUCUCUCCCGGCGGCUACAUGCAGCAGCGUCGUGCGGAGAGGGAGCAGCGCGCGUUAUGCACGGCGGGGCAACACCAGCACCAGCACCAGCAACGCAACAAGCUGCAGCAGCAGCAGCAGCAGCAGCAGCGCUCGACCAGCAGCCGACCCACCACAGGGCUCGUCCCGGACUCGGCAAUCCAACCCCGUUUAGCAAAAUCGCCGCCCACGGGUCGGUCACCAUCUGCAACAAUUGCCAGCGGGCGAAACGGCGGCGGCGGCGGCUGUACGGCGGGCAGUGCACGGCAGCGUGAAGUACGGGAGGGCGUGGAGCGCUGGCUCGAAGCGAGUGAAAGCAGCGGCUUCGAUCCCGAAGAUGCCAACGGCAGCGGAGGCGGCGGUGACGGCCGUGUGCUGACGCGGCAUGACCUGUCGGGUGAUCCGAGCUUGAUAUACCGCAAGUACGGCAUCUUUAGGACGUACGGCAAACAGUCGCAGGUUCUUUGGCCAUCGAUGUCGAUGCCAGUGACUGCGUCGCGAAGCGGUCUCCGGGUGGCUUUUGAACGUAAACGGACGAGCUCCGGAACCAGUGGCGGUGUUGGUGGGGCAUCACCCAAGCGACCUUCCUCGCAGCCGGUGCCUUGGGCUCCGCUGCGUCAGAGUGCCUGGUGA
This is a messenger RNA of Volvox carteri f. nagariensis, 1269 nucleotides long. RefSeq lists its product as uncharacterized. The transcript has 2 exons. Lineage: Eukaryota; Viridiplantae; Chlorophyta; Chlorophyceae; Chlamydomonadales; Volvocaceae. Bases 1 to 1269 code for a protein of 422 amino acids. The record is from RefSeq and is a predicted model, not a curated record.